Calliphora vicina (urban bluebottle blowfly) is the source of this 2018-nucleotide messenger RNA. It is a transcript of the gene PH4alphaNE1, whose product is annotated as prolyl-4-hydroxylase-alpha NE1. The coding region runs from base 16 to 1677 and encodes 553 amino acids. The record is from RefSeq and is a predicted model, not a curated record. Lineage: Eukaryota; Metazoa; Arthropoda; Insecta; Diptera; Calliphoridae. Gene Ontology annotation, biological process: peptidyl-proline hydroxylation to 4-hydroxy-L-proline. The transcript is spliced from 8 exons. Gene Ontology annotation, molecular function: procollagen-proline 4-dioxygenase activity; iron ion binding; L-ascorbic acid binding. Gene Ontology annotation, cellular component: endoplasmic reticulum.
CCCUAUUCGCUGACAAUGAAGUUUAAAACAGUUGCAGGCGGCGGAAAAACAAUAUUUUUACCGUUCUCAUCAGGACAGUUGUCACGGCAACGUCUGUUCUCAACAUUUCUAUUUGUAUUUAUUGUAAUUGUUAAUUGCUUUAGUGCUGUCAAGUGUAAUAAAUAUGAAAAUGAAUUCUAUUCCUCGGUAGCCGGCUUGGAGAGAUUAUUAAAGACUGAACAAAUACUGAUGACAGAUCUAAAGGAUUAUGUCGCAACAACUACACAACAACUUGCCCUAUUGGAAAAAGAAAUAUUAAAAAUAGAAAUAGAACACGAAUUGGCAGCAGCUGAUACAGAGAAUUAUCUCACCAAUCCAGUGAAUGCAUACAAAUUAAUUAAUCGUCUGUUUAAUGGAUGGGACAAAUAUGAAGAACAAAUUGCAGAUGCCUUUACUUAUAUACAGCAGUUACAUCAAAGAAGAAAUACCUUAGACUUUCCCUCUGACGAUGAUUUUGAGGAGUCAGCCUUGGCCCUGGUAAGACUGCAAAAGACAUACAAUUUGGAAGUAAGCCAGUUGGCAUCAGGAGUUUUAAAUGGUGUAAAAUAUGGCUCCGAUAUGUCCUGGUCUGACUGUCUGAUGUUGGGCGAACAACUUAUCAGAUUAAGGGCCUACAAUCAAACUAGACCCUGGAUGCAGGAAUCCAUAAAACGUUUAAAUUUUGAUUCUUUUAAUGGCAACAAAAUCUCCUUAGAGUUCAUGGAAAUAUUAGCGGAAAAUCUGUUAAAAACUGGCGAUGUUAAUUCAGCUUUAAAGGUAGUACAGAUCAUUUUGAAUGAAGAUCCUUUGCGUAAAGGUAAUGUGGCGAAGAUGUUUGAAAAUACAGAGACAUUGCCGGAAAUGGGGAAUAUUGAGACAGAAUAUCAUGCCACCCAGGAAUUCAAAACCUAUGAAAAAGUUUGUCGCGAAGAAAUCCAACAGUCCCCAGCAGAAAAACGAAAUCUUCGCUGUCGCUAUCACACAGGAAAUUGUGCCUUCUGUAAACUGGCACCCAUUAAAGUGGAAGAACUGCAUUUGGAUCCUUUGGUCAUGGUGUUCCAUGACAUGAUUAGCGAUGAGAAAAUCGAAAAAAUCAAAGAACUAGCCAUACCCAACAUGAAACGUUCCACAGUACGUGCCGAAAGCGAUGCCUCAUCUAGAAAACGCAAUUAUCGCAUAUCAAAAAAUGCCUGGCUGCCGUACAACAAUCACCCGUACAUGGAGCAAAUGUUACGUGAUUUACAUGAUGUAACCAGUUUGGACAUGACAUACAGUGAGGAAUUACAAGUGGCUAAUUAUGGUUUGGGUGGUCACUAUGAACCACAUUUUGAUUUCUUUACGGAUAAUAUACCAGAGGACCAAGGCAAUCGUAUAUCAACUUCAAUUUUCUAUUUAUCGGAUGUGGAACAAGGUGGCGCAACGGCAUUUCCAUUUUUGAAAAUUGCUGUAAAGCCAGCCAAAGGCAAUGUGUUAUUUUGGUACAACUUGCAUCGUUCUUCAGAUGGUGAUUUUCGCACAAAACAUGCUGGUUGUCCGGUCUUAAAAGGAUCUAAAUGGAUUGGCAACGUUUGGACACAUGAACGCAGACAAGAAAUGAUUAGACCAUGUGGCCUGGUUAGAGAUCAUGAAAGUUCGUUACAAUAUGCAACUGUUAAGUAAAAUUAAAAUGUCAAGUCAUUGUGUGAUAUACUCGUAAUAUAUACAAUAUAUUAUCGUACAUAGUAAUGGCAUGUAAUUUCUAGGGGGUUAAUUGAUAAGUUGCUACAAUUAAUAACUAUAUUAUAUUUAGUAUUAAUAAAUUAUAUGUAAAUAUUUCUUAUUAUAAAUAUUUUUUAUUAUUUUAACUGUUUUAAUUAUUGUUUGCUUAUCAAUUAACCCACUUUUCAAAGUAUGCCUUAUCUUUAUAGUCAAUUAUAAUGUAUUAUGAUUAAGUGUUUUCUUUAUUUUUAAUAAGUAAAAAAGUUGAACUUUUUAGACAAUAAAAUCCUUUAAAUUAUUUA